Messenger RNA from Bemisia tabaci, 2812 nucleotides. RefSeq names its product UV excision repair protein Rad23 (gene Rad23). NCBI's taxonomy places the organism in Eukaryota, Metazoa, Arthropoda, Insecta, Hemiptera, Aleyrodidae. The record is from RefSeq and is a predicted model, not a curated record. Gene Ontology annotation, biological process: proteasome-mediated ubiquitin-dependent protein catabolic process; nucleotide-excision repair. Gene Ontology annotation, cellular component: nucleoplasm; cytosol. Gene Ontology annotation, molecular function: polyubiquitin modification-dependent protein binding; ubiquitin binding; damaged DNA binding.
CCGUUGGCAAAAAACGCUCAAUCAUCAAGCGAGGUGCAUUUUCCUGCUGUUCCUACGGUUAUUAUGACCGAAUGGCGUAUUUUCUCGAUAAUUUCCUCCUCUAAGUAAUUUAAUCUUUAAUUUUCCAGUGUAGUUUUUAAAUUUAUCAAAUCUCCACCAUGAUUAUCACAGUUAAAAAUUUACAGCAACAGGUUUUUACCGUGGACAUAGACGCAUCCCAAACGGUGAAGCAGCUAAAAGCUAAAAUUGAAGCUGAAAUAGGAAAAGAUUAUCCGGCAGACAACCAAAGGCUUAUCUAUGCAGGUAAAAUUUUGACAGAUGAAUCCGCAAUUAGUGAAUAUAACAUUGAUGAAACUAAAUUCAUCGUGGUAAUGGUAUCAAAAGCAAAACCAAGCACCACUCCGAGCACUGGCAGUGAAUCCAGUGCGUCUGCUACAACCACAACAACCACUGCUUCUCAGGGAGACUCAGCGACUACCACUACUACUUCAACUCCUGCACUGGCCAGUGAGGAAACAGCUGCUCGCACGGCUCCGUCAAAUAUAUCUGAUGCAGAGUCAACAUUAUUGAUGGGUGAGGAAUAUAACGCUAUGGUUCAAAAUAUUGUUGAUAUGGGCUAUGGAAGAGACCAGGUUCAAGCAGCUUUACAUGCAAGUUAUAAUAACCCAGAUAGGGCAGUUGAGUAUUUGCUCACGGGGAUCCCCCCUACAACGGAUGAUCCUGUUGCCUCAUCGCCCAAUUCCCCUGGCCACGGAGCAGAUGAAGGAGAAGAGCCCCUAGCAUUUUUAAGAUCACAGCCGCAGUUUCAGCAAAUGCGCAAUGUCGUUCAACAAAACCCAGAGCUGCUAAACGCAGUCCUCCAGCAGAUAGGUCAAACCAAUCCUGCGCUUCUGCACCUCAUCUCUCAAAACCAAGAAGCCUUCGUGCGGAUGCUGAACGAGCAGGCGCCGGCUAGUGGUGGCGGAGGAGGCGGUAACACGGGCAGUGGCGCUGUUCCGGCUGGUCUCACUGGUGGUGCCACGGCACCUGCAAACACCGUUCCCAUUACACCUCAAGAUAAGGAAGCAAUCGAGAGACUUAAGGCUUUGGGUUUUCCAGAAGACCUUGUAAUUCAAGCAUAUUUUGCUUGUGAAAAGAACGAAAACUUAGCAGCCAAUUUCUUACUAUCGCAGAGUCUUGACGACUAAGACUGACCUAGGUGCCCAAUUUUUAUCUUGUUUAAUAUUUGGUUUCCAUCCGCUGAAUGUUCUGUUGACUAAUGCUCUUUAAUCCUUCAUUCUCUCCUUUGCCACUUCAAAUUUCGAGUUGUUUGUAUGAUAACGCCACAUUAAAAAAAUUUAUAUGAUGAUCGGAUUUCUACCUUAAUAGCUUGGGCAUCAAUAUUUUAACUAACCAAAGAGCACAUAAAAAAAAUUUGUUUCAUGGCUUACUUUUAGAAAUGUUAUUCCAUCUAGUAUCAAAAACAAAAUACAUUGCUCAUCAAAGAAGCAUGUGUAAGGGAAGUAAUGUGUCUUUAUCAAAAAGCAGAAACAUAUCACUUUUCUCUAAAAACUUAUCAACAUAUUUGCCUGCGUUUCUCAGCACACAACACAAGUUAAACAAAAAAUGAGUCCAUUUUAUCUCAUUAUUCUACUAUCUUUUUAAAAAAAUUUCUCGUAAGAAAAACGAACACAGUUUCAUGCUCCAGAACAUGUAUGAUGAAAGCCAUUUUUGUCGGCUAUUCAAUUACUGUAUUAGACCAUGUUUCAAAUUUCUUUAGCCCUUGAGACUUAAAAAUUGCAUUCUCCUUAGCCCUCAUAUGUAACCUCAUGGGUGUUUUUUUGCCCGAGAAGAUUUUCCAUAGAGAAAUUCAAGAAAAAUUUUGAGAACCAAAAGAAGAGAAAAUUUUAAAGUCAGAGCAUAGUUGAAGCUCUGGAAAGGUGAAAAUGCAAACUUUUAGGUCUUUAUUAUCAUGAAUACAGUUCUUUAUCUGAACGAUAUUUAUCUACUUUAUUUAUCAAAUUAUCAUCUUGUAAGUUUAUAUUCUCAUAAGGCAAGGGAGAGUAUUCCCAUGCCAGUGAAAUCUAAGGUAGGUAGAACAAAGAAGAAAUCCAGCCAUCAUCAGGGAUGAUUUCAAUCGUUCUUAAACUUUGUUGAGUAUGGUUGUACUUUAAGAAAACUUUUUCAGUUUUCAAAGAGAAAAAAAAUAAGAAUUCACUCUCACGCGUUAGGAAAGUCUGACCAUGGUGUCCCUUUAUUCUACUUGCCUUUGUUGUCACUGCUCUUUUUCGCAACUAAGAAGCUUGAUAACGGUUUGGAAUCCAUGAUGAAAAUUGGGAUAAAAAAUUUGAUAUUGAUUAUGAGGAACCAUAAAAUUGUUAUUGUAAAAAAGUAAGGUAAUGAAAUCAGGGAGCAUUCUCUUGCUGGUUUAUUUUUUGUACAGUCACUUAUCAAAAGUGAAUUUGGUUGUUCAGUUUCUUUAAGAGUUAUUCUUUCUUUAUAAGCAGGCGAAAAUCUUAUCGAUACUCCAGUUCAGCUGAAAAUGUUAUUUUAUGCAGUUUUUGCAUAAAACUGUUAAUAUUCAUGAUUGUCACCUGUUUUUGUUUCAUCCUUAACCCUCAUUGAAGUUUAAAUCCUCCCAUUUUACUUAAAUCCCCCACCCUUUAUUUUUCUCUCUGCCUUGCAUCCGAUUGAUUCGUCUUUAAAAUAUGCACACUCUAUUCAUCAUUAUUUCUUUGCAGAUUUUUCGCUCCAUUUUAUUUUUGGUUUGACUAUUGUAACAUUAGGUAUAAGCUUACCAUUUUGGGUUAAUAAACUGUAAUAUAUUCUGAAA